Molecule: messenger RNA, 1956 nt
Organism: Salvelinus sp. IW2-2015
Lineage: Eukaryota; Metazoa; Chordata; Actinopteri; Salmoniformes; Salmonidae
Gene: spns3
Product: SPNS lysolipid transporter 3, sphingosine-1-phosphate (putative)
Biological process (GO): transmembrane transport
Cellular component (GO): membrane
Molecular function (GO): transmembrane transporter activity
Source: RefSeq, a predicted model, not a curated record
UAUCCCAGCAACAUAUAACCGUUUGAGCCGGAGGAGGAUUUCCUGCAUGCUCUCUGUCUCUGUCUYAGCUUUGGAGACACACACGGUGACUUCCCAUCAUCACUAGAAACAACAUGGAAUGACCUGUUCAAGACUUCAUUAACCAAAAUAUCUCAGGGUUGGGAGCCAUGGAGACGAAUGGGUCAGUGAUGUCUCUGCAGGAUGGAGAGAAGACUCGUCUGAGUUCAGGUUCCAAUGAAACUUCCACACGCUACGGUUCCAUAGCUGACAGCCUUCCUACUGAUGAACCAUCCACAGUGGAGACAACAGUCCUCUCUCCACGACGCUCCUAUAUAACAGUAGCUGUGCUCUGUUAUGUCAACUUAAUCAAUUACAUGGACCGAUACACAAUCGCAGGGGUCCUUCUCAGUAUCCAGAAGUUCUUUGAUAUAACUGACAGCACGUCUGGACUACUACAAACAGUUUUCAUCUGCAGUUUCAUUAUUUUGGCUCCAAUCUUUGGGUACCUUGGCGACCGCUACAACAGGAAGUUCAUCAUGAUUGGCGGGCUGAGUGUGUGGGUGGUGAUGACUCUGGGCAGCUCUUUUGUCACAGAAUCGUAUUUCUGGCUGCUGUUGCUGUUGAGAGCCCUGGUGGGGACAGGAGAGGCCAGCUACUCCACCAUCGCCCCUACCAUCAUAGGAGACCUGUUCUCUGGAGCCAAGAGGACCGUCAUGAUCUCUGCCUUCUACAUCUUCAUCCCUGUUGGAAGUGGUCUGGGAUACAUAAUAGGAUCCUCUGUUGCCAAUGCCACUGGAGACUGGCGUUGGGCCUUGCGGCUCAAUCCCAUCCUGGGUUCCCUGGGUCUGAUCCUGCUGGCUGUGUUGUGCCCCAACCCCCCACGAGGGGCCUCUGACGCCCAUGGAGGAAGUACCAUAGAGCACACCUCUUACCUGGAGGACGUCAAGUACCUUCUGAAGAAUAAGAGUUUUGUGUGGUCGUCUCUGGGAGUUACUGCCAUGGCUUUUCUGACUGGAGCUCUGGCCUUCUGGACACCCACCUUCCUGAGCCGAGCUCGGGUCACUCAGGGCAUCCAGCCACCCUGCGACACCUCCGACAGUUACAUCUUCGGGGUGGUGACGGUGGUGACGGGUAUUCUGGGUGUUUCGUUGGGCAGCACCAUCUCCAGGAGACUGAGGGACAGGGUGCCCAACGCAGACCCCCUCAUCUGUGCUGUGGGCAUGCUCAGCUCCGCCCCCUGCUUCUUCGCCGCCAUCGUACUGGCGUCUACAAGCAUCCCUGCCACUUAUGUGUUCAUCGGCAUUGGGGAGACUCUAUUGUCACUGAACUGGGCCGUUCUAGCUGAUAUCCUACUGUAUGUGGUGGUGCCAACCAGGAGAGCUACAGCUGAAGCUCUGCAAAUCAUGGUCUGUCAUCUCCUAGGAGAUGCCGGAAGCCCUUACCUGAUAGGAGCUAUCUCAGACGCUCUGCGUACAUACCAGCCUGACUCUCAUACGUGGAGUUUUCGUAGUCUGGAGUACAGUUUCCUGCUCUGCCCUUUCGUAGGGGUCCUGGGUGGACUCUUCUUCCUCAUGACAGCCCUCUACAUCACAAAGGACAGGAAGAACGCAGAGCUACUCACUGCAGGGGUGUGUGAUCCAGUACAUCCUCCUACUCAGUUUAGUGCUAUGGCAGGCUCCACAGAUUGCUGAGGUGAAACUGGGAUCCUUGGAGGACACUCAGGCUAGAGGAAGAUAUUUUACAUUAGAUGUUGUUUGGUAUGUGACCAAACUGAGAGUUCGGGUGACUGACUGUAGUACCCCAGACCACACUAUACGAGAAAAUAAUGGAACUGGUAAAACAAUUUUCAUAUAGAACGAUUCCAAAGCUGCACACUGAUCCAAAGAAAAUGAGUUGUGGUCCAUCUGUUGUUAAAUGAUGUGCCUUUUAUUACAAAAAAUGUACACCAUUUUAUAA